UAGGAAUCUGAGAGAGCAAGCAAAGCCAACCUUUAAGGCUUUCAGAAUAGUGGUCUCCAACAUAGCUGCCGACCACCUUACUCAACCUUUCCUCUUUUUUCUGCUUUCCAUUGCCUCAAUCCCUACUCCUCUCUACAUUCCCCCACUCUCUCACUCUCUCACAGUUGAGGAUAAGAAUUUUCAGUAAAGGGUAGCGUCUAUACUCUUACUAUCUUCAAAGCGUAGAGCCCUUGAUUUGCAGAAAAAGGCUGAAGAAGGUAAAAAAAAGCUUUGAGGGUUGUUGCAAUUAGCAUUGAAGCUGGCUUGGGGUUUUAGGUUUGAAGGGUUUCUGUGUGUGGUUUCUCUGAGGAUUCGUUGAAGGUGUUUCUGAUGGAGACGAUGAACGAAGAAUCGAAAUCAAAGAUGGAAGAUUAUGAAGUUAUAGAGCAGAUUGGAAGAGGGGCUUUCGGGGCGGCAUUUCUUGUUAUUCACAAGGCUCAGAAAAAAAGGUAUGUUUUGAAGAAGAUCCGUUUGGCUAAACAAACAGAGAAGUUCAAGCACACAGCUCAUCAAGAGAUGGAUUUAAUCUCAAAACUGAAAAACCCAUACAUCGUGGAGUAUAAAGAUGCUUGGGUGGAAAAGGAAUGCUCUGUUUGCAUAGUGACAAGCUACUGUGAAGCUGGAGACAUGGCUGAGAUGAUAAAGAAAGCUAGAGGAACAUUUUUCCCUGAGAAGAAGCUCUGCAAAUGGCUGACCCAGUUGCUGCUUGCCGUGGACUACCUGCACUCCAACAGGGUUCUCCACAGGGAUCUGAAGUGCUCCAACAUAUUUUUAACAAAGGACAAUGACAUCCGCCUUGGUGACUUCGGACUUGCAAAAUUGCUAAGUGCAGAUGACCUUGCUUCCUCGGUUGUGGGAACCCCAAACUACAUGUGCCCUGAGCUCCUUGCAGAUAUUCCUUAUGGCUACAAGUCAGAUAUUUGGUCACUGGGUUGCUGUAUGUUUGAAAUUGCUGCACAUCAGCCUGCAUUCAGGGCUCCUGAUAUGGCUGGAUUAGUCAACAAGAUAAACAGAUCCUCCAUUUCUCCACUCCCACCUGUGUAUUCCUCUGCAUUGAAACGAUUAAUCAAGAGCAUGCUGAGAAAGAAUCCAGAACAUAGACCAACCGCUGCAGAGAUGUUGAGGCAUCCCCACUUGCAACCUUAUCUGCCUGAAGGCUAUAACCUGUCUCCGGUUUUUCUUCCGGUAAAAACUGCAAAUAACUCAGGGGACAAACCAACUCAGUACCAAUCUUCAAGUAGGUCUAAUGUUAAGGACAGCAAAGGUAGAGAGUCAAAAAAAGAAGCACCAAGAGAGACGAGAAAUACUAGGGAGAUUGUCGAAAGCACUGAUGUCCAGCAAAGGAAUCUAUGGGACAUAUAUAACACUGAGACCAAAAAGGUUGACCCCACAAGCUGUCCUGAAGAAGUACCUCAUGACGAUGGGGGUCUGCAAGGAGGUAGUAGGGACAGUGAGAUGACUGCUCAUAGUGGAGAUCAAGACAAUGCCAAAUGUUUCCAACAAAUGGAAAGCACCGACACUGAAGGCACCUCACUGACUACAACAAUUGUUAGUUAUAAAAAAGAUGAACACAGGGAGGAUCCCUCUCCCGGACAUUCCCUUUUAGCAGAACAGAAUGAUAUGAAGACAAAAGGAGUUAUCACAGAGGACACGUCAACACAAUGUGCCUCAGAGAAUCUUGGGGAGGAACAUGUAGAGGGUGAGGAUGCAAAACCAAAUAACAUGACGAGAGGAGUGUCAUCCAUUGCAGUUUCUGCAGGUCCAGUUGCAUCUCAAGUUGGCAAAACGUUAUCAUUGGGUAGGGCAAAUGUUAGCUGCUGUUUGAAGCCUAUGGAAAAACCUGACCACUCUCUACCAUGUGGUCCCCCAGACUUCAUGUCAUCGGGUAGUACAUUUAGCGAGGAAGAUGCAGGGCCAAAACCAGUCAAACAUGUCCACCAUGAGAAAGAAGGAAAUGGUAUCAUACAUGAAAUAAAUUGGGUUACCAAUGGUAUGUCACUGAUGAGUACAUUAACUGCUCCAAAUGGUGAUGAUACAAGGGCUGAAUUGGAUAAUCACAGCCGGCAAAGAGCUGAUGCUCUCGAGUCCCUGCUAGAGCUAUGUGCCCGAUUACUUAAGCAGGAUAGGAUUGAGGAACUUGCAGGUGUGCUGAGACCUUUUGGAGGAGAAGCUGUAUCAUCCAGAGAAACAGCAAUUUGGUUGACAAAGAGCCUAAUGACUGCACAGAAAUUUGGUGGGACAACCUAUAACCCAAAACCUGAUAACUGAGACUGUAUUCCAAUAUAUUUAUAUUUAUCAGUGCCACCACACACCAUAGAUUUUUGAAUUAGAGAACAAUCAUUUGCAAUGUAUUCCACAUUCACCCAACCCACAGCUGGUUUGUUGUAAUUUGUAAAGUUUUUUGUGUUAUAUUAUCUGUUGAUUUGGAGGCU
Messenger RNA from Macadamia integrifolia, 2471 nucleotides. Its product is annotated as serine/threonine-protein kinase Nek6-like. Bases 370 to 2307 code for a protein of 645 amino acids. Gene Ontology annotation, biological process: protein phosphorylation. The record is from RefSeq and is a predicted model, not a curated record. The transcript has 14 exons. Lineage: Eukaryota; Viridiplantae; Streptophyta; Magnoliopsida; Proteales; Proteaceae. Gene Ontology annotation, molecular function: ATP binding; protein kinase activity.